Auxenochlorella protothecoides is the source of this 720-nucleotide messenger RNA. RefSeq names its product Chaperone protein dnaJ 6. The record is from RefSeq and is a predicted model, not a curated record. Bases 1 to 720 code for a protein of 239 amino acids. The transcript is spliced from 5 exons. NCBI's taxonomy places the organism in Eukaryota, Viridiplantae, Chlorophyta, Trebouxiophyceae, Chlorellales, Chlorellaceae.
AUGACGGGUAAUCGGUCCCUGUACGAAGUGCUGGGCCUGGACAGCACAGCCACACAGGCCGCGAUCCGAAAGAGCUAUUUGAAGCUGGCCGUGCUCCUCCAUCCAGACAAGAACCCUGGUGACGAGACGGCCAAUGAGAGGUUCCAGACCCUAGCGCGCGUAUAUGCUGUGCUAGGGGACGAGGAAAGGUAUGUUAAGGUCACAGAACAAGAUCUCGACGAUUUUGAGGCCAAGUAUCGCGGGUCUGAGGAGGAAAAGGCGGAUGUCUUGAAGUACUAUGACCAAUUUUCCGGGGACAUGGACAAGGUGUUAGCAUGGGUGAUGUGCUCGGACCCUGGGCAUGAUGCACACCGGUUUGCCGACAUCAUCGCCGACGGCCUACGGGCUAGCGGAGAGGCACCCUCCAAGAAAUUUGCGGCUUGGGAGAAGAAAGUGAGGAGGCGUAAAGCCCCCGACCUGGCAACAAGCGUGGCCAAGGGAGGUGGCAGCAAGAAGGAGAAGACAAAGGGCAACACAUCGGAUCUGGUGGCUCUCAUUCGGUCAAGGAGGAGCGGCGGCCCAUCCUUCAUCGACGCCCUGGCUUCCAAAUAUGGUGUGAACCCCAGCGGUGACCCCGAGCCCAGCGAGGAGGAGUUUGCAGCCGCUGCGGCGAGGCACAGGGACAGGUCUGCGGGACAGGGGUUCCGUGGCGCUGCUAAGAAACGCCAGAAGGCGGGCUGA